UUUAUUCAUCAUGAAUAUUUCAGAGUUAUUGAACUUCCUCAAAGAUAAUCCGAAUACUACCGUUCCUUUUCCAUGGAAACAAAUUUAUGAUGUUGAGACAGGACUAAUUUUCUACAAGCAUAUAGAGAAUGGAUUCUUCAUAUAUGAUUUUAGGCCCCUGGUGAACAUCAGAAGAGGAGUGUUUUGGAACAAUUUUUUGUGGUCAGCAUCUAUAGAUUGCCCUGAUACUCGUCAAAUGAUAACAAAUUCUCAAAAUUCAGAUGGUGUUUCAAGUGUUUAUCUUUUUUGCAUUACUUGUUGCGACGACAUCACUAUUUAUUGUAUUGUGGACCAACCUGUGUUUCGAUGCUUUAUCUGUAAUGGUAUAGUUGGGCGACUUCCAUGAUUUAACCAAAUCGUGUGAAAAUUAAUAAAAUUUGUAUUCGUAAUUUA
This is a messenger RNA of Lathyrus oleraceus (garden pea), 432 nucleotides long. RefSeq lists its product as uncharacterized. NCBI's taxonomy places the organism in Eukaryota, Viridiplantae, Streptophyta, Magnoliopsida, Fabales, Fabaceae. The record is from RefSeq and is a predicted model, not a curated record. The transcript is spliced from 2 exons. The coding region runs from base 11 to 385 and encodes 124 amino acids.